Molecule: messenger RNA, 3864 nt
Organism: Phacochoerus africanus (Common warthog)
Lineage: Eukaryota; Metazoa; Chordata; Mammalia; Artiodactyla; Suidae
Gene: C14H17orf113
Product: chromosome 14 C17orf113 homolog
Exons: 2
Coding region: 759-2786 (675 amino acids)
Source: RefSeq, a predicted model, not a curated record
CAGCCCCCACUUCUGGGCAGCCCUUCCUACACCCGCACUACUGGUGUGUGUAUGUGAGUGUGCUCUUGUGUGUGUUUGGGAAGGGGGGUGCUCCAGAAAAAACCAAUCCCAUCCCUCUGCCCUGUGCUGCUGGGAGCUCAGCUUGGUUCUCACUUCCUUCUGAUGACAUAAAUGACUAUGGCCUGAUGGCACCAGUCAUCCUUUGAGUGAGGAGCCAGGAGGUCUGAGUAUUAGUCGACCUGAGUAUUGAGGAGCCUUGAGAACCACUGUCUCCAGGACCCAGCCCCCACCUACCCACAUCAAAUGUGGUUGCAUAGAUGAUGCCCCUCUCUCCAGCUCUGAGUCCUGCAGUCAAAGCAUUCAGUGCUUUGUCCUGGGCGGAGGGAGACUUAGAUGGGGCUGAGGCUCCCACACCACCCCCCUCUGGAUAACACUCUAUGGCCUAUUCCCAGGAGCCCUUCCCCACUGGGGCCAGUCCACCCCGGAACCAGGGAGUGCUGUGUGGCCACAUGAACCCCCAAUGGACCCCCUAACACCUCUCCCUUGUCUCUUUCAUCUCCAGUCUCCCACCGGCAGAGCAGAAAUAAACUUUCCUGGCUAAGUUAGAUGGAUGGUCCCCAUUAGCCCGGAAGGCGGGGCCCCUCCUCCUGCCUCCCCACCCAUUCCCCUCGUCAAGGGAGGGGCCUCGGUGUGCGGGGGAGGCUGGGGAGCGAGAGCCCUUGGGUGGGGGUUGGGAGCGCCCUGCCCCUGGAGCUGGAAUGGUGCCCCCCGGGAAGAAACCAGCCGGAGAGGCUUCCAACUCCAACAAGAAGUGCAAGAGGUACUUCAACGAGCACUGGAAAGAGGAGUUCACCUGGCUGGACUUCGACUACGAGCGGAAGCUGAUGUUUUGCCUCGAGUGCCGCCAAGCCCUGGUGCGGAACAAGCAUGGCAAAGCGGAGAACGCCUUCACCGUGGGCACCGACAACUUCCAGCGCCACGCCCUGCUGCGUCACGUGACCUCGGGAGCCCACCGCCAGGCUCUGGCCGUCAACCGGGGCCAGCCCCCUUUUGAGGGCCCGGCAGAGGGGGGCGGGGCCUGCCCGGGCCGGGCGACCACCCCCACCCCCAGGGGCGUCAAGGUGGAAGCAGACCCCGCCAAAGUGGCGGUGCUGACCACGGUGUACUGCAUGGCCAAGGAGGACGUGCCGGACGACCGCUGCGCUGCCCUGCUCGAGCUGCAGAGGUUCAACCUGUGCCAGGCGCUGCUGGGCAUGGAGCACAGCAAUUACUACAGCCCCAGGAGGGUGAGGGACAUGCAGGUGGCCAUUGCCAGUGUCUUGCACGCAGAGGCCUGCCAGCGCCUGAAGGCAUCCCCGUAUGUGGGGCUGGUGUUGGAUGAGACCAGGGACUGGCCCGAGUCCCACAGUCUGGCCUUGUUCGCCACUUCAGUGUCCCCCUGCGAUGGCCAGCCUGCCACUACCUUCCUGGGCAGUGUGGAGCUGCAGGAAGGCGAAGCCACUGCUGGCCAACUCCUGGACAUCCUGCAGGCUUUCGGCGUGUGUGCAUCCAAGCUGGCCUGGCUCAGCUCAAGCCUCUCCAGUGACCGCCUGGGGAGUGUGGGCCCACAGCUCCGGGCCGCCUGCCCGCUGCUCACUGAGCUACACUGCCUCCCAGGCCGGACAGAUCCCAAGCCCCCUGCCUACCUGGGUGAAUAUGAAAGCGUACUGGAUGCCCUAUUCCGCCUCCACGGUGGCCCCACUUCCCACGUGGUCCCUGAGCUCCGGGCGGCAUUGGACCUUGCAGCUAUUGACUUGGCAGGACCACGGCCAGUGCCCUGGGCUUCCCUGCUGCCUGUGGUGGAAGCAGUGGCUGAGGCGUGGCCUUGCCUGGUACUCACAUUGGAGGCCUCUGCUCCAGCCUCGCCUACAGCCAGGGCACUGGCCCUUGCCCUGCGCCAGUUCACCUUCGUGGCCUUCACCCACCUCCUGCUGGAUGCCCUGCCCUCUGUGCAGGAGCUCACCCUUGUCCUGCAGGCAGAAGAGCCAGACUUGGCCUUGCUGCAGCCUCUGGUGAUGGCAGCCGCAGCCUCGCUCCAAGCACAGCACAGCUCAGGUGGGGCUCGCCUCCAGGGCUUCCUGCGGGAACUGGCUUCCUCUAGUCCUGACUCAAGCCACGGGCACUGCACGUACCGCGGCGUGGAGCUGAUCGGCUACUCGGAGGUUGCGGUCCAGGGCUUGGAGAGGCUGCGGGGAGCCUUCCUGGACUCCAUGCGGAGGGGGCUGCGGGACUCCUACCCUGGGUCCUCGCUGGACGCCGUGGCCGCCUUCGCAGCGAUCUUCGACCCCCGCCGCUACCCACAGGCCCCCGAGGAGCUGGGCACGCACGGCGAGGGGGCGCUGCGGGUCCUGCUGCGCGCUUUCGCCCCCGCAGUGGUGCGCCAGCGGGCACUGGGCGACUUCGCGCUGUUCAAGCGCGUGGUAUGCAGCCUGGGGAGGCUGGGCCCGCGGGCCCUGUGCGCCAAGCUGGCUUGUGCGAGCUCAGAACUGCACGAGCUCUUCCCCGACUUCGCCGCCCUCGCCGCCCUGGCCUUAGCGCUGCCGGUGGGCGCGGGCCUCCUGGACAAGGUCGGCCGCAGCCGGGAGCUGCGGUGGUGGGGCCCAGGCGGGGCUGGAGAAGGCCGGGGCGGCCCCGCGGUGAAGAUCGCGGUGGAUGGGCCGCCGCUGCAGGAGUUUGACUUUGCACUGGCGGUGGAGUUCCUAGAGAGUGGGUGGGAUGAGGGGCUCCUGGGCUCGCAGCUCCCGUGAGGGUGGCCUCCUCUCCUCUGUCCAGCCAGCCUGGGGCCCUGGGCAAGGGCCCAGCUGGACCUGACAUGCUGCACCCUAGCUGACCUGCUAACUGUGGCCUCCCACUCACCUUCCCUGUGCUGCUUCUGCUCCAGGCUGAGCACCCACUCCGGCCGCUGUGGAGGAGGGGCUGGGUCAGGGAGCUAGGGCCCGUGGGCAGAGGUGCCAGGGUCUGAAGCACCCUAAAUACCACUCCUGACCUUCCCAGAGUUUGGUGGAGAGUAUCUCACCCUUUCCCCUCUGAACGCAGCCCAAGUUUUGGCUCUCGAAAAGCUGAGGGGUCUUGGUUGGAGAGAGGAAGGCUGGGUCUCGGCAGUUGAGGGGUUGAAGAAAGGAGAAUGGGCCCCUGCCUGUUGGCCCCAUUCCUAACAGCGUCUCUCCUCUUCCGAGAUGACUGGAGAGCAGACGACUGUCCUUGUUUUGGACACACAGCACAGCACCCUCUCUGUGCACAAGCUAACAGUUCAAGGGAGGUAGCGGUGCCUUCCCCACCAACAGGCUGCCUGAGGCUUUUCUGUAGAUGGCCCUGUAUGUAGACAUAUGUAUCUAUAAAUGUAAAAUACAUCCAGCCCAUCUUUCAGAGUGUUAACACACAAAAUCUAAAAGGACUUCUUUUGGUGUUGCAGUGACAGGGUCCUCGAAAGUCCCGAAUGGUCUGAAUUUAUUUCUCAUUUUUUUCUUCCUCGAAGUCUGGUUGCUCUCCAAGUUCCUAGACUUGCCCUGCCCUCGCUUCAGACCCUUGAGACCAAAGACUAUAAAAACCACUGUGCUGGACCGGCUGCCUCGGGGUCCAGCCUCAGGCCUGACCCAGGGAUGUUGGAGGGCUCUUUGCCUCCUGGGGGAAGCGGCAGGGGGCCUGACCUGGGCUGGGGGAUGCAGCCCUUCAGAUUCUAAUGGGUUUCCUGUCACUGCUGUCAGCCCUUGCUGUGAACGACCUGGGGAUCUGUAGCCAGUAGGUAGUGAGAGGCGUGGGGGCUGGCCUUUCCCCAGGCCUCCCGGGUCUGGGUUUAAUUUGCAAUAAAGUGGAAACCCAGUGCGA